This is a messenger RNA of Alligator mississippiensis (American alligator), 3184 nucleotides long. RefSeq names its product sorbitol dehydrogenase (gene SORD). NCBI's taxonomy places the organism in Eukaryota, Metazoa, Chordata, Crocodylia, Alligatoridae. Gene Ontology annotation, molecular function: zinc ion binding; L-iditol 2-dehydrogenase (NAD+) activity. Gene Ontology annotation, biological process: D-sorbitol catabolic process. The record is from RefSeq and is a predicted model, not a curated record. The transcript is spliced from 9 exons. The coding region runs from base 23 to 1093 and encodes 356 amino acids.
GGUGGCUGGCGGCGGCGGAGCCAUGGCGGCGGCGCAGGGCCCCAACCUGGCCGUGGUGGUGCAUCGCGCGGGCGACCUGCGCCUGGAGAAUCGCCCAAUCCCAGAACCAGGUCCCAAUGAGGUGCUGCUGAAGAUGCAUUCUGUUGGGAUCUGCGGAUCCGAUGUCCACUACUGGCAGCAUGGCCGAAUUGGGGACUUUGUUGUGAAGAAGCCAAUGGUACUGGGACAUGAGGCAUCUGGAACUGUCCUUAAAGUGGGUUCCUCAGUAACCCAUCUGAAGCCAGGUGACCGAGUAGCCAUUGAGCCUGGUGCCCCUCGAGAAGUGGAUGAAUUCUGCAAGAUUGGACGCUAUAACCUGUCUCCCACGAUCUUCUUCUGUGCGACACCACCUGACGAUGGGAACUUGUGCAGAUAUUACAAGCACAAUGCCAGCUUCUGCUACAAGCUUCCAGAUAACAUCACCUUUGAAGAAGGGGCCCUUAUUGAACCCCUUUCUGUGGGAAUCCAUGCCUGUCGAAGGGCCGGAGUCACUCUGGGAAGCAAAGUCUUCAUCUGUGGGGCAGGACCCAUUGGGCUGGUUACCUUGCUUAUUGCUAAGGCAAUGGGUGCUGCGCAGGUGAUAAUUACUGAUUUAAGUGCCUCUCGCCUGGAAAAAGCCAAGGAGAUUGGGGCAGAUUUCACUCUUGUGGUGAAAAAAGAGACACCACAGGAGCUGGCCUCCAAGGUACAAGGUUUGCUUGGCUGUAUGCCGGAGAUAACUGUGGAGUGCACUGGGGCACAGGACUGCAUUCAAGCUGGCAUUUAUGCCACUCAUUCUGGAGGGACCCUUGUCCUAGUAGGGAUGGGGCAGGAAAUGGUCACUAUCCCUAUUGUGAAUGCUGCUGUGCGAGAGGUGGACAUCAGGGGAAUAUUUCGCUACUGCAACACGUGGCCCAUGGCAAUUUCUUUGCUUGCAUCCAAGAGAGUGAAUGUUAAACCCUUGGUUACACAUCGCUUCCCUUUGGAACAGGCUCUAGAGGCCUUUGAGACCACCAAGAAGGGUGUGGGAGUGAAAGUCAUGCUGAAGUGUGACCCCAGUGAUCAGAAUCCUUGAAAUAAAGUAUUGCAUUCCUCCCCCAUUAUAUCACCUGGGAUGUUAUGCUUGGAGGAACAAAGAUGUAGUCACACUGUGUUAUGAGAUAACUGUAUAACAAGGGUGGAGCACACUGUAGGAGAUAAGGUUACAGGUGGGGAAACUAACAGGUUUAUAUGUACAUAAAGAUGAUCCACUUAUAUAGGAAACAGAUUUGAGGCGUAAUCCUCCUCCGAGAUCCACAUGGGAAAUCUCAGCCCAUUCUGCCGACUAACGCAGGUCUUUUAUGGAUCCAAGAUGCACCUUGCUCCCAAGGAAGACCUUCCAAAGUAUUCACCUCUUCUCCAAUGAACUGUCCAUUUUGAAUGCUGUAGCGCUCUGCAUCAUAUAUCAAACAGGGCUUCCAUGCUGCAGUGUGGUAGAGUAGGUUCACAUACCUAACACCUUCCACUGCUGGAAACAAGCACAAUAAAAACAGGGUGGCCAGACCAAGGUACUUCUGGUCUGGUGUCUGGUUCUGUAGGACUGGCCUGUUUGGUGCAAGCAGCUCUGCACUCAAAUCCACUGGUGAACAUGGGUAUGGAAUACCAGGCUGUAGAACACUGCCCGUCUCAUCUCCCCACAAGAGUGCUAGAGAGCUUUAUGAAUACUGGAGUACGGUCUGAUCAUUUCUUCUCUGUAAAAAGUAUCUGUGUAUCCAUGAUGUAAAUUGAAGUCGUUUUCCCACAAUAUUGGCAGGCAGGUUUGAAAGGGAAAUGUGCUUCAGCCUCCACCAGCUGUAGCAGCGUACAUGCAGACAGGAGAGAAACUAUUUCAGGGACAAAUUCUGGAGCCUUGUCAACUAUGUCACUCUUCACCAGGGCAGGUCCAUCCAUGGAGAACAGUUCCGAACAGAGGCUUUUUUAUCACUCAGGGAUGGAUGGCAUAGUAGUGCAGACCACUGAUCCCAGCCUACACUACAGCUUCUGCUGCUGCCAGUGCUGGUAGGGAACCUCAGGUCCAAAUUAGCAGCAUGGGGGCAAAAAUGGUCUGGGCAGCCUCUUUUACUCCCAAGGAAAAGUGGUUGUUGGGGAAUGGCUUGGAAGUGUUCACAAGGGUGACUUGCUUCUGGUAUAGGGGCUGCAGUGAAGCAGUGACCUACAUUACUUACCCAACCUGGGCCUUCCAUUCUACUUGCUCCCUAUACACCUGGCCUGCACAUGAAGAAAAAAAAGCUUUAAGCCAGAAGCCAGGAUGAUCAUCAGGCUGGGGCAGACAUAGGGAGCAGAGGUAUUGACAUGGUAUGAUUUUAGCCACUUUGAUUAAAUAAUAAUUCCUACACAUUGGAUGUGUCUACACUAGACCUUUACUGCGCAUUAGACUAACUAACUGUGCAGUAAACAUUGUGCAUCUACGCAUGCGCCCCUAUUACACUGGAGUAAACUAGUUUACUCCACAGCAGGAUAAGACUUGUAAAUACAAGUACUAUUGUGGUGUAAAGUAAAAAACAUGUAGAAGCUGCCCUGACUGACUGGGACACGAGGGUGCUCCAGUGCAGGGGCUGCUGGCCAGCUAGCCCUACGCUAAAGCACCUUCGUGCCCCAGCCAGCCUCUCUGCAGCACAUUGAGCUGGGGGGGAGCAGCCCCAGGCUGACCCUUUGGGCUCCCUGCCAGCUGGGGCUACUCCACCCCAACUCAACAUGGUGGAGUCCUGGUCAUACAUUCAAACAGCACACCCAGGAACAAUUAACUGCAGUGCAGUAAGCACUGGAGUUCAUUGCAUUGCAUUAAUAUGCAUGUGCAGAUGCAUCCAAUGCAAGUUUGCUGCUAAAUUCUGAGCAACGUGGAAAGAACGGGUAUUUUUUAAUGAACCGUAGUUAGUCUGCGAUUAGGUGUUCAGCAGCUUGGUUCUGUGCUACUGUGACUGCAUUUGCCAGACCUGGCUUGAUGAGCAUUGCAGGGGAAUGAUUCUAGAUCACAGGUGGGUUCUGCAAAGCAAAAUGACCUGCAGUCACCAUUUCCUAAUACAUAUAUCUAGCAGCAUUGAUUUUGAUAGCAGGAAACUUAUCUGACACCUGAGAGCCAUUUCUUAUACUGGUACUAAGCUUUCACAAUAAAAGCUACUGGAAAUGC